GGAGAGAAGAGUCUAUAGGAUAACAGUGCAACGAGAAGAUCAACCGUUCCGUAGCUCACAGUAGAUAUACGAUAUUCAUUCAUAGAAUUUUACUCUAUUCACACAGAUAAACGCAUAAAACAGUUCCUGCGACUACACGAAGUAAAUUUCAACUCUGCCGAAAUCAGCAGCCCCGAAGCAAUCGAAAGAGAAAAGAUAAAAAAAAAACGGGACGAAAAAAACUUUGUAUAUUUUUUGAUCCGUUAUCGUUCGAUUUUUGAAUAUGAAAAUAUAAUACCGUGGAGUAUCGAAAAUACACGCUUCUGUAACAUAAGAUUAUAUCGGGCAUCAUGGUUUAUACGGCACGGCGUCCUUUCAUCGCGAUAAUCUACAAGGAAGCCGUUUGUUGAAACGCGAGGAAGCAGAUAUAAUAUGCGUAGAGAAUAUCAGACGUAUAAGUGAAGUGAGAUAAAGUGUUUUUUCGGGGUAGAAACAGCCCGGCGGGCGAGCGGGCAGCGGGAGCCCAGCAACAGGAGAGUUCAGGAUCCAUGCCUGAGGCGUCGGGAUCGGGUCAAGGCCUUGGCCUUGGAAUGAUAGGAGUGGUGGAUUCGCUUUCCGACGAACCAGACUACUCGACCUUUGAGAACAAAAGUGGACUUGCUGAGGACAUGAAGUUUCUCGCAAGCAUGCCCGAGCUUUGCGACGUUACCUUCCUCGUAGGCGACACCCGGGAGCCCGUCUGCGCUGUCAAGGCCGUUCUAGCAGCACGAAGCAGAGUAUUUCAUAAGAUGUUGUACCAAGCACCGAGCCCUCAGCGUAAAAAAGAUCCACCGCCACGCGAGAACAAACUACGUCUUUUUCUUAAAAGAAGUUCAGAGCCUCUGCUUCUACACCCUCAGAACUCAACUCAACAGCGGUCAGGCUUCAUGCAGCAGCUGGCCCCAAUUCAAGAGCCCCAGGCAAACCAGCACCAUACAUUGAUUAUCGAAGAAUUUGAACCUGAUGUAUUUCGUCAACUUAUCGAAUACAUUCACACGGGAUGCGUUACACUUCAACCUAGAACUUUGCUAGGGGUGAUGAACGCCGCUGAUUAUUACGGUUUAGAAGAACUGAGAAGAGCUUGCGCCGGUUUUGUUCAAUGUUGUAUAACGGUUGACACGGUAUGCGCACUUUUAGCGUCUGCGGAACGAUAUAUUCAAUACAAGUGCACGAAAUCUCUAGUUCAAAAGGUUCUAGAAUUCGUCGACGAACAUGGAAACGAGGUUCUGAAUCUCGGUUCGUUUACUCUGCUACCGCAACACGUGGUCAGAUUGAUAUUAGCUAGAGAAGAACUCCGAGCCGAUGAAUUCACGAAAUUUCAGGCGGCGUUGAUGUGGAGCAAAAAGUACUUCGACAGUAACCAGAAUACGCCGUUAAAGGAUGUGAUUGGAAAUUUCUUGGAGUAUAUUCAGUUCCACAAAAUACCAGCGAAUGUAUUAAUGCAUGAAGUACAUCCACUGAGUUUGGUUCCCUACAACAUAAUAAUGAAUGCUUUGGCCUAUCAGGCAGACCCAACCAGUGUCGACCCCGGGAAACUCUCCCCACAUCGAGUGAGACGUCAGGGUCGAAGUAUGUCGGUGCAAUCAUCGUUGGAUCCAUACGGUAGUAAUACAACAUUAAGUUCAAGCGGAAGUGACGUCGGUUCGGAUCAAAAACAAAAUUCGGGUAGCAACUAACCUCCAGCCGCGGCCGCCCCAGCUGCGGCCGCAAUCGAAAUCACUGAUACUUCGACUACUCCAAUAAAUAUAAUAACAACAUCUGCUGAACACGAACCUCCGUUAUUAGUAGCAAGAGAAGAUGUCGAUGGUAAUUUAGCAACCGCAAAUUUAGGCGGUCUUUAUAUACGUUUUGUACUCAGGCAGGAAGGUCGGGCGGAUCUUGUUUGGCUCUACAAAACCCACAAGUUUUGAGCGAUAUCUUCAUCAUCAAUAUUCUAUUAUCAAAAGUACACGGAAAAUUUCGACGUACGUGUGAUUGGAAUUGAAACAAACAUAUUCUUAUCUCUGGGACUCCUGUCACGUCUCGUCUUUGGUAUGAUGAGAAAAAUCAUAUGAACGCGGGAGAAAAUAGAGGCAACAAUUUGAAGGAAUUAUUUUUUUCCAUCGACGCGAUCGUCAAAAAAUUCGAGACUUAUAUUCUUGAAUAGAUUCCUCUGUAAAAAAAAAAAGUCUGACUGAACUUGAAUCGCAUAAUUUGAUAAUCGUGUGGAUGACGUGAAAAGAGGAAAAACAAAAAUGAGGAACGCGUUAAAGGACUUGAAAAGGGGGCAGAGAGUCUUUUUCGAACGAUGAAAAAAUCUCCUAUUUUUUCUACCCCUUGUAAUCGUGUAAAUUAUACACUCCGAUGAAAAUUCACAUAUUAAUUACUAUCGUGAUAAUAUAUUGAUAGUUAUAAUAUAAAUUGAAAAUUAUUUUUUGCAAUUACACCCAUUAGCAUAUCUUCACAACGUCUUCGUCUCUACAUAUCCCUGGUGUAUCGUAAAAUUUACAUUCGAUUAUUUGUUAUAUAUAAUAAUAAUAUUAUAUUGAAUAAAUCGAGAUUGCGGUUAAUAUAUCGUCGAACGAUAUUAUUUUAUAUUUUUUUGGGUAAUCAGCUCAAUUUUACGAUCAUUAUGAAUGAAUGUUCUUUUUACGUAAAUCUAAAUAAAAUUUAAACAAAAUAAAUAGAUAAAUAAAACUAUGUCGAGCAACUAUAUAAACAUACAAUAAAAAUGAAAUAUAUAUAAUAUUUUAACAUAUCCAUCGAUAAAACGAUUAAUAUACAUAUAUAUAUAUGAAUAUAUCUAAAUAACGAUAUAAUGACAUUUAAAUUAUAUAUAUUUGAUACAAGAGAGAAAUUUAGAAAAAGAGUCACAGGCUGUUUUCCCGUUGUUAAAAAGUAAAAAUGAAUAAACCAAUAAAUUAAAAAAAUUUCAAUCAAAUAUUAUAUACCUAUAAUACCGGGAUCGCAUUUUUCAUUCUUUCGUUACACGAUGUAUAUGAUAUCAGAAUACUUUAUUAGAAUCAAUGAUAUCGAUUUAUAUCAAUAUAUUCUAUAAAUUAUAUAAAUAUGUAAAUACACAUAAAUGCCUGCUCGUCAAUAAGUUAUUUUUACCGACAUCAAUGAUUACUCGAAAUCACGAGAUUCAAAUCGUUCGUUGUUUAUCCCGUUUCAUUUAAUUAUCAUGUGUCAUUCGCUUUAAAAUGAAACAUCAGUCGAUUGACAAAAAUUAAAAAAAACUGUUUAAACCUCACUUGCUGUGAUCCUUAAUAUUUCCGCACGUACUUAUACUUGUUACAUUCUCGAUAUAUCUUCGCCUUCGCUAUACUGUUGAAUAUUUAAAUCAUCGUAACUAAAAUAUAUUCUCGUCUUGUUUUUUCACAUCGAAACCCGAACUUGGUAUACAUUAAACUGUUAAUGUAAGACAGCGAUAACGUCGCGUGUUGUACCUAAUAAACUACGAAAAAAAUUCGUAACCGAGAGAAAUAAAAGAGAAGAAAUAUCGGUAGCCUUCCCUUAUAUCUUUUAUUCCUUUUCUAAUUCUACAUGGACGUUUGUUGCUCGUCAAAUAUUCUUGUAUUACCUCAUAUAAAUAUAUAAUCUUCCCAAAAACACAAAAACAAAUAACAAAAAAACACAAAUUUAAAAGAUGAUAAUAAUAAAUUAAAA
Athalia rosae (coleseed sawfly) is the source of this 3666-nucleotide messenger RNA. RefSeq names its product serine-enriched protein. Bases 528 to 1694 code for a protein of 388 amino acids. Lineage: Eukaryota; Metazoa; Arthropoda; Insecta; Hymenoptera; Athaliidae. Gene Ontology annotation, molecular function: protein binding. The transcript has 10 exons. The record is from RefSeq and is a predicted model, not a curated record.